This is a messenger RNA of Pseudophryne corroboree (corroboree frog), 3252 nucleotides long. RefSeq names its product leucine-rich repeat flightless-interacting protein 2-like. The record is from RefSeq and is a predicted model, not a curated record. The coding region runs from base 33 to 533 and encodes 166 amino acids. The transcript is spliced from 4 exons. Gene Ontology annotation, biological process: regulation of DNA-templated transcription. Lineage: Eukaryota; Metazoa; Chordata; Amphibia; Anura; Myobatrachidae.
AUGACACCUGGCCAGGCAGACUGGGUGGACGCAUGUGGAUGACGUCACUGAGCGGGACGGAGCUGCAUCCUCGCCGCACGCCCGCACGGCAGCCGGAAUCAGACAGCGCGGCGCCCAGCUGGACCCGGCCUGGUAAUCAAACGGAGGAAUCUCUGGCUGAUGUGACAGGUAAAUACAAGGAAGCCAUGGUUUACAUUGCUCAGCUUGAUAAAGAAAACCGGAAUCUGGUGUAUGAAGUGGACAAUUUAAAAGACAUCAUUGAAGAAAUGGAGGAAAAAAUAUCAGAGUAUCAUAAAGAACAUGAAAACAACUCAAAGGAGUUUCACAUCCUGCAAAUAACGUUGGAGGAGUUUAAAAAAAGCCUUCACUAUAGGGAUGAACUUUUGCUGAAACAUGGCAUUGUGCCAGAAGAUACUCCCAGCUAUGCUAUUGCACAAGAGAUAAAGGUUGGAAUGAGACAUUUGGUAUCACAAGAAGAUAAAGUACAAAGAUUAGAACCUGCCGGAGAUACAGAACAGGGUCACACAUUUUGACGUCAUUUAUGAUUUAGAUUUCUAAAAUUGUAAGAUUUUAACAAGUUUAUCAUGUCUGGUAUUAUCAAUCAUCUGCUAUGUAUUUCGUGUUACUAGCAAUAUUUUCUACUAUACUCAGUAUUUUCUUCCUAAAUCUAACGUACUGUACAAGUGCAUAGAUUACAGUGAAUUGCCAGUACGUGUGAUAAGGUCACCGUAUACUGUAUUUGGGUAGGCUCUAGAAGUUUAGAAUCACAUUUUUGGUGCCACAGCUGCCUCUGAUUACUGGGCAGAUGCCACAAGAAUGCCUCAAAGCUGUCCUGUGUUUUCAAAUGUGUAAUUCAGGUUUCUCAACUGCUGUACAGAAUAAGAAUUAUAUAUUAUCUAUAUUAUAUUUAGACUCAAUACCUAACCGCACCAUUCUCAAAAUAGUUUUGUUAUAUGCAUUUGUUAUAUUGCUGAUGUAUUGAGCACUUUUAAAUGAUAUUGUACAACACACACACAAAAAAAAAAUCAUAAAGUGUAGUCACAAAAAAAGUUUUGCUUAACUCCUUCACAGCCGAGUUUUGUUUGUUUAAAGUCCUGUGCCCAUUUGUCAGCUUUAGCACUGUUUACUAUCCAACAUUAAUAGCACUAAUUGUUAUAUGAACCCACAGAAAUUAUACCUGUCUCACAUCCCUUCCCCCCCCGCCAGAAGAUGCGUCUUCAAUAAAUACCAUUAAUCUAUUUGCUUUAUAUAAUUUGUUGAAUACAAUUUUACAAAAUAAGCACAAAAAAAAAAUACAUUCCUUUCUUGAACCUGCAACUGAACUAAAAGCACAAGUGUAUUAAACUGUGUGGUUCUUGCAUUAAUACCACUGCAGAAACUAUUUUCUGGUGUACUGUUACUGUCUCAUGAUGACCUGACAAUGACCAUAACUACGGAUGGGGCACACUGACUCCUCCCCUAUGGUAUUCACCACCAAUCAUAUAACUCUCUGAAAUCCUUUGCAUAUUAAAAAAAAAAAAAAAGGUAACUGUUAGGUCUGAUGGGUGCAUAUAUGAAAACAAUAGUAUACAGUAUGUUUUGCCAUCAGUUGAGAGUUUCACAUACAUGUAUCUACAAUCUGUAUAAUUCCACACAACAAAUUUUAAGACAUUAAUUAAAAUUUAUGGAUACUUAGGGGGUAAUUCGAUUGUUCACAGUACAUUUUACUGUGCAAAAAAACAAAUGGGCUUUAUGGCAAUGUUUUUACUGAUGUAUUUAUCGGGCUAUUCAAUAAACGCCCACUAUUUUUGCAGUACAACUUACCCACUAUCAUGGAAUAAACACAGGAUCUGGUAUAUGUUCCCGAAUCAAUUUGUUUUCAUGAUCGCUGCCACAAAAAAAUGGCACUUACUGUUUCGCAGAUUUUGUUUCUCCUCCUCCAGACAGAUGAAACAAAACCCCCUAUAGUGCCGUUAUAGAAUCACCACCUGGAGAUCAAUUUACUGCGGAUAAUUGAAUUCCAUCCUAAAACAGGAAUAAUAACUAAAACAGAUGAAAUGUAUAAAUAAAAAUAGGAUUUUAAUUACCUACCAGUAAAUCCUUUUCUCGUAGUCUGUAGAUGAUACUGGGGUCCACAUUAAUACCAUGGGGUAUAGACGGGUCCACUAGAAGCCAUAGGCACUUUAAGAAAUUGAUAGUGUGAGCUGGCUCCUCCCUCUAUGCCCCUCCUACCAGACUCAGUCUAGGAAACUGUGCCCGAGGAGACGGACAUACUUUGAGAGGAUAUAAAAGGAUAGUGGUGAGAUUCCGAACCAGCACACACAAACUAGAGGAAAGACAAACUAACCAAACAUAAAACCAGGAACAGCAACUGCUGAACCAACAAUACUUAACCAAGUAACAGUGCAGGAAUAAACGAAGCACUGGGCGGGCGCCCAGUUUCCUCUACAGACUACAAGAAAAGAAUUUACCGGUAGGUAAUUAAAAUCUUAUUUUAUCUUACGUCCUAGAGGAUACUGGGGUCCACAUUAGUACCAUGGGGAUGUACCAAAGCUCCUAAACCGGGCGGGAGAGUGCUGAGGUUCCUACAGAACUGAUUGACCAAACUGAAGGUCCUCAGAGGCCAAAGUAUCUUAACAAUUUAAAGUAUACAAUGCUUAGGAACAACUUACUGUAUGUAAAUUCGUGUUUCUACACACAGUACUAAUCUUUAAUAGCAACCAAACAUAUUCUAAUGUAUUAGGCCCUCCCCAAAUGUCAAACUAAGAUAGAGAGGGAGAGGAAAAAAUGAGAAGAGAAGAUAAAGGAAAUAUUAUCAGCUUAAUUUUAAAAAGUAGAGAGACAGCCACUUAAGUGGUACUGAUAUAAAUAGUUAGAGAGAGACACGACUAUACAGCAGGGAAAACACUGUAGAAAACCAAAGUGCACGCACAUUCACCGCUAUACCACCGGCCUCUCACCGGCUGAAUAACGAACAUUGUCCUGGGCUCCACGCAGCACAAUUUAAUCCAUACAGCCGUGAGUGAUCUCUAAUACACUGACAUUCAUAUUUCAGGUUCCUAUCUAAGUGUAUGCACUGAACAUUGCACUGCUCACUUUCCCCUUUGGGGUUAUCAGCAAUUGAACUUUUUAUUUUCUGUUAUAAUUGGUGUCCAAGCUACACGCUGGACGCUCAGUUAUAUUACAUAUCAGUAUUAUUGUUAUGUUUUAAUAUUGUAAUAUACCCCCGGGAGGUUGUUGUAUUUUAUAUUUUUAAUUAAAUGUCUCCAACUA